AUGUCUGAUCGCGUCGAGGACCCCGUUCCCUCUCCUUCCGAACGCAAACGCUCACUCCCUUCAGACGAUGAAGGAGAAGACUCGAGUAUAGACGAAGGCCGCGGUCGUUUCAAAAGACCUGCACUCAACAGCUCUGGAGCAGAGGAUGAUAUUGAAGAACAGACACAAGUAGACGUGAAAAUAGAGCCGGAAGACCACAUUGGUGCGUCCCCUACAAGAUCUGCCGAGGCUAUUGAAACCAGCGAGAAUAAAUCUCCAGACAGCAAAGACAAGCUUAUCAAAAACGAGCAAGAAAUUGUACAGCAGCAAAUAAGUCUUAGAGCCUUGGUAACCACCAAAGAAGCUGGUGUCAUUAUUGGAAAAGGUGGGAAGAAUGUUAGUGAGAUUAGGGAUAGAUCCGGGGCUAAAGUCACUAUAUCGGAGAUGGUUCAAGGUGCAUACGAGAGGAUUUUAACUGUUACUGGACCAUUGGAUACUGUUGCUAAGGCCUUUGCAUUGGUCGCUCGUAAAGUUUUAGAUGAAAGCCUGGAUGCUCCAUCUACACCACAGUCAAAAUCCACAACAAUCCGUUUACUUGUACCACAUUCCCGAAUGGGUCCAGUAAUCGGAAAAGGUGGAUCCAAAAUUAAAGAAAUUCAAGAAAAAUCCGGAGCUCGGUGUUUAGCAUCGGAAGAAAUGCUUCCGCAAUCAACUGAGCGCACGAUUUCGAUCACCGGAGUACCCGAUUCCAUCCACAUAGCAGUAUAUCAUGUUGGUGAAGAACUUGCAAAACAUGCAAAUGAUCGCACAGCCGGGAUUACUCCGUACAGACCUCAACCACGGGUAAUGUAUCAGCAUAGUCCUGUAACGGGACAACAUCCAUUUUACGGUGUGCUCUCAGCGCCACCGCCUCCCUACGGGAGAGACUUCAUUCCUGGACCGCCUGCACCGAUGAAUCAACCGCCACCGGGAUCGCAGGCACAGCAAAUUUUUAUUCCGAACGAUAUGGUUGGGUGUAUUAUUGGUAAGGGUGGAAGUAAAAUCAACGAAAUUAGGCAAUUGUCAGGCUCACAUAUCAAGAUUGCAGAACCUCACGGAAAUACUAAUGAGCGAUUGGUGACAAUUACGGGCACGCCAGAGUCGAAUCAGAUGGCACUAUAUUUGUUGUAUAGCCGGCUCGAGGCAGAGCGAAGGAAACCAAGCGUGUAA
Paraglomus brasilianum is the source of this 1188-nucleotide messenger RNA. The record is from the annotation of a GenBank genome assembly. NCBI's taxonomy places the organism in Eukaryota, Fungi, Glomeromycota, Glomeromycetes, Paraglomerales, Paraglomeraceae.